Polypterus senegalus (gray bichir) is the source of this 1571-nucleotide messenger RNA. RefSeq names its product elongator acetyltransferase complex subunit 6 (gene elp6). Gene Ontology annotation, biological process: tRNA wobble uridine modification. The coding region runs from base 216 to 1019 and encodes 267 amino acids. Lineage: Eukaryota; Metazoa; Chordata; Cladistia; Polypteriformes; Polypteridae. Gene Ontology annotation, cellular component: elongator holoenzyme complex. The transcript has 8 exons. The record is from RefSeq and is a predicted model, not a curated record.
GUGAAUCACGUGCGAGUAAAUGCGUUUUUGAACCAGCAAGCUACAUUCGCCAAUGAAGUGCAGACAGAGUCACAAUCGUGCAUUUUUCAUUUGAACGAGUGGCAUUGAGAUGCUGACGGCCCCUUUAUAUUCAUUAUCAGUAUAUACUGCUUGCAGAAUCACAGGAUAUUUUAAGUGACUUGAGCACUUAAAGGGUUUACAUCAUACUCAUCAAGAUGUUUGCUGAAUUGAACAGUAUUUUAAACUGGAGCCCAGACAAAUUUGAAAAGGGGCAGUGCAUUCUAUUGUCUGAAAGCAAGACAGAUGGAUCCUUUCUGAUUCAUCACUUUCUCUCUUUCUUCUUGAAAGCUCAGUGCAAAGUAUGUUUCCUGGGAUUGGUGCAGUCAUUCAGCCAUUACAGUACAGUGGCCCAGAAACUGGGCAUAAAUUUGUUGCAGGCCCGAGAAAAGGGUCAGCUGGUGUUCUUUGAAGGUCUGUGUAACUCACUGGACAUGCUAUUGCCUGAAAGUGAUGCUUCUGAUGCAGAACCUCAGCCACUUGGCUUUCUUCGGUGGCCUUCUACUGACUUGCGAAAUCUGUUUGAUUUUGUCAACUCCUCUCUAUCACAGUCUGAGAAUGAUAUGUCACGGUGGGCUUCUCCAGUGCUUAUAAUUGAUGAUUUGAGUGUUCUACUGAGUCUGGAAGUCAGUCCUACUGCAGUGCUAGACUUUGUCCAUUACUGCCGGAUGGCUGUGUGCUCUAAGCAGCAGGGUAAUAUGGUAACUAUGGUACACAAUGAGGAUGAUCUGGGAGAUGAAGAUUGUGAUCUGGUCUUCCAUGCUUUAACACACCAGAGCAGCCUGAUUUUGCAAGUUCAUGGGCUGAAUACAGGCUACUGCAGAGACGUCCAUGGUCAGAUACAACUGAGGUGGAAGGAUAAAUUCCAGUUGAAGAGGGAUCAUACACAUGUUUUCCAGUAUAAAGUCCAUGAUAAGGGAGUGUCAUUUUUUGCUCCUGGGACCUCAAGUGCUGUUCUUUAAAAGAGAAAUUAUACUCAAAUUGACUUAAUUGUCAGGGGGUAUAUAUGUGUCACCCGGCUUUCUCCAACAGACUCCUGAAUUACAACUUUCUCCAGUAUUUUAGUACUGGAGUUUCAUUUAUUUAUUAUAAUACUUCACCACAGUUAAGCAAGAAGAAUGUCACCACCAUAUUCAGAAUUUUUUUUUUCCAUGAACUGGGACUCUAAUGCAAAAUAAGAGAAGAACAUAUUAAUUGAAAUAUGUGCAACAAGACAGAGUUAUUUAAUGCAUUUUGUAGUUAUAUAAAAUGGUAAGCUUUGGCUGCUGGUAAUGUUUUUCUGCUGAUUUCUCAAAUAACAUUUCUUGAGUUCUCAUUAUGUACAGGUUUGUUCAAAAGUUCGUAAUUAUAAAGUAAUUGACUUUUUUCCUUCCAAACCUUUGGUACUCAGUUGGCUCCAUUUAAAGGAAGCAUCUGCCACAAAUGACCAAUAUCUCUGAAGCUUCAUAGUCAGUCAUUUAUUAUGACAGUAAUCCAAUUACGUAUCAAAAGAACUAUUAAAAACUUGCCAAACA